AUGCCGAAGAGAACUACGCAUACGUACUCAAGCGAGGACGCGGCUCCGGAGGGCCCUCACUCCGAUCUCUUCGUUUAUUACUGCAAACACUGCGGUUCCCACGUCCUUAUUACUGAUACCCAAUUGCAGAAAAUGCCGAAAAGGAAAACCGACAAAGCCUAUGUACUCGACAAGACCAAACAUCUUGCCCGAUUCAACGUUCACCAUGCCGGAAAAGUUCUCUUGAAGAGGGGCGAGGGCAAAUUGGAGAAGCAAUUCCGCAUGAACUGUAUGGGCUGUGGUCUUUUCGUUUGUUAUCGCGCCGACCAGGAUUUUGACCUUUCCUCUCUUAUUUAUGUUCUUGAUGGUGCCCUCAGUACUGUUGCUGCCGAAACCAACCCUCAGGAUGCCCCCGUUCCACCCUGUAUUUCCCAGCUUGAAGGAGGGCUUGUUCAGGUUGCUAUAGAGGUUGAAGAUCGUGCACAACGUUCAGCAAUCACCAGAGUAAACGCUGAUGAUGUUCGAGUCACUGUUGCUGCACCUGCUGCCCGUGGAGAGGCUAACAACGAACUUUUGGAAUUUAUGGGAAAAGUUUUGGGUUUGAGAUUGAGUCAGAUGACUCUUCAGAGAGGAUGGAAUAACAAAUCAAAGCUUCUUGUGGUGGAGGAUUUGACUGCUAGACAAGUUUAUGAGAAACUUUUGGAGGCUGUGCAACCUUAA
Sphenostylis stenocarpa is the source of this 699-nucleotide messenger RNA. Lineage: Eukaryota; Viridiplantae; Streptophyta; Magnoliopsida; Fabales; Fabaceae. The record is from the annotation of a GenBank genome assembly.